AUGCUGGACACAGCGCUGAGCUGGAAGCACCGUGCCACGUACUACACUUGCCGGCAGAAGGUGCAGCAGGUUCAGGAGGCGCUGAUGAAGGGGAAGGAUGACCUCUCUUUGUGCCCCUACUGCGUGGAGUGCACCCAGUACACUCAGGCCCAGAAGAAGGUCAAGUUCAUCUGCGGCCACGGUUACCACCUGCACUGCAUCAACCGGUGGUUCCAGGACCACCCGAACUCUGUUGGCUCAUGCCCGGUCUGUGAGGGCGAAAAGAGCUCCAGGGGAGACGCGCCCAGGGACGAGGCUCAGACCUUCAUCCUGCACAGCCUGCACAGGCGCUUUCCGACCAUCAUUACGCAGGAGUGCAUCGAGAGCUGGGAAGGGUGCAAUGCUGAGCUGUGGCUUACCGUGCUGAAGUGUCCCAGGUACAGCUCGCUGUUCAGCAAGGUCUUCACGCGAGAGUGA
Symbiodinium natans is the source of this 456-nucleotide messenger RNA. NCBI's taxonomy places the organism in Eukaryota, Dinophyceae, Suessiales, Symbiodiniaceae. The record is from the annotation of a GenBank genome assembly.